UUUAAUUAUAUAUUUAUUACCGAAAUUUCCAAUUUCGGAUUUCAAGGACAGAACGCGAAGACUCCGCUUUGUCCCAGGUUCCAUAAUUACAGUGCGGAGAUGUCUGUGCCUUCUGACUCCAGAGACAGCAACACAAAAGAUAACUUCAAGCUUGGCAGGAGACCAAACUCAGGAAGUGUUUCUCUGCAAUGAAUUUGAUUGACAGCUGCACAGAGCCUCACUGAAAGCUGCAAAGAGACUCACUGAAACAUGCAUAGAGCCUCACUGAAAGCUGCAAACAGCCUCACUGAAAGCUGCAAACAGCCUCACCGAAAGAUGCACAGAGCUUGAGGUCUUCUAUUCAUCACAGCACUGCAAUGAUGCGAGGGUGGAAGUUUUCCCCCAGCAGGCUUCAGAGAUGUCAUGGCUGCUGGGAAACGCCCACUUUCUCCUUUUGGUAGAUUUCACUGUGAGCGAGAAUAAAGGUUGAUGUCUGCAGAAUACUUCAAGAUUAAGGUUGCCAGCCCAGUUCUUUUGGUUCCCUUUGCAAGAAGGGAGUCAGAUUGCACCCUCCCUUGGCUUCACCAACCCUCUUCCCAAUGAGUGCCAGCAUCUCCAAGCAGCUGAGGCUAUCGAUGCCACCUUGUCUGCUGAACGGGACCUCUGCCUCUAAUGCCACCAGCUGCACCACACAGGUAGAGCCUUUGUUCCAGAGCUUCUCCUCCACCCUGGUCCUCAUCGUCUUGGCCACUGUCAUCUUCUGCCUGGUGGUCCUGUCCCUCAGCACCUUUCACAUGCACAAAAGCAAGAUGAAAAAACGCAAAAUCGAGAAAGCCCAGGAGGAAUACGAGAGAGACCACUGCAGCCCCAAGGCAGAAAGAGGAAAUGUACACGACAGGGUGAACAGACAUCAUGCCCAAGAAGAGAUUGGCAUCACCAAUUCACCAAACAUCCAGAGGAAAGAACAGAGCCCCCCAUGCCAGGAGCCCAGGAUUACUGAGCAGUCUCACCAGGAAGCCUCAGCAUUGGACACAGAGGACCUACUGCAAGCUGUGGUCUUGUCCUGAUCUGGAGGGUGGCUUCCCCUCCCCAUUUUGGGCACUUUAUUGUACAUAUUUGGUGAAACCGUCCCGGAGGAAAAUAAAAAUAAAAAAAGAAACAAAAAUAAGUAAAUAAAUAAAUAAUAAAAUAAUAAUAAUAAUAAUAUUAAUAAUAAUAUACAUAUAUAUAUCUCUCUCUCUCUCUCUUCUCAAUCAAUAAGUAUCCAUCCAAGCGCAUGAAGACGAGCCCAUCUUGCCUUCCCAUUGAGCGAUUAUACAAGAAGAAGAAGAAGAAGAAGGGGUUUAGUCUAUUGUUUUUAUUUUUUUAUUUUUUUUUAUUCUGGAGACGAAAAAGGCACACAAUGCUAACCAAAUACCAUGUCAUCUGACUGAGGAAUCCCAUAUAUAUAUAUAUAUAUAUAUAUAUAUAUAUAUAUAAAGAUCACCCAGGAUAUCUCCAUUGAUAAUAUAUGUGAACAUCAACAUCCAGGAGGAAUAAACGAGGAACUGGGUGACUUCAAGGAGAUGCUUUGAGGGUAUGAGGGUCUUCUGUCAGGGUUGAUGGAAGAAUAAUUUAUGGUCCAUUAAGAACACACAGAAAGCAAAUAUAUUAAUGAAAAUAAUAAUUUUUUUUGUUUUGUUUUUACUAUGAUAACAUUUGCCUUGUGCAGCUUUAAGUCUUGGUUCUCUCCUGCGCUGCACCUUUGCUUCUGCUGCAAUCCCCUUCUCCAGGAGCUGUCCACUCUCUCCGGUGCUGAACUCCGAAGUCUAUGCUUUCAGCUAUAGCUCCAAUACUAAGUUAACUCUCUCUUACCCUCUCUUCAUGCUGUUUGCUUCUCUUACUGUCUGAACUGUUACCUAUACACAAUCCUUCUUUUUUUUUUGUCUUUUUUUUUUGUACAAAGCAAAUGGCUGUGAUGUGCAGUCCUGAAGUGCAGUUAUACGGUGACUCAAUCCCAAUGCUAUUAUUCCGACUACGACUACAACCAGUUCUUAAUUUCCUUUUCUGUUGCCUUUAUGUUAUCUCCUGAGGCAAAAUAUAGCUCUGUACUAUGCACUC
Molecule: messenger RNA, 2079 nt
Organism: Hyla sarda
Lineage: Eukaryota; Metazoa; Chordata; Amphibia; Anura; Hylidae
Gene: C2H11orf87
Product: chromosome 2 C11orf87 homolog
Exons: 3
Coding region: 579-1046 (155 amino acids)
Source: RefSeq, a predicted model, not a curated record